CAGGGACAGAUCAGAGGGAAUAGCCUAUUAAGAGGGACCAAACUCUCCUACUACAGACAGUACUCUGAUCUUUCUAACCCAAAAAAUACUAACUAAAGGUAGUGUGCUCCUUCAUUCAAUUCCUAGCAAGCUAGCUAGCUAGUUAGCAGUCUUAUUGGAUGAAGCUAGACAAUGAUGGCUUAUAAGAGUAUCCUCCACCAAGCAGCUGAUUUUCCCUCCAAGAGACUGCACUUCCACUGGAAAACCAAAGUCAGGAGCGAGGAAGAGGAUGAAGAUUAUGGCGUCAAACGAAACCGCGGGGAAGCAGAGGACGAUUCAUCUCCCGAUCAAGAACAACCAUCCAAGAACAACCCAUCAGCAGUAGACAGCAACAAGAAGCUGAACCAAGAAUCAUCACCACCAGCAGCGGCAGCAGGCACAACCGGUAAGCUGAAAUCAGUGCUGACUUCGAUCGGGAGGAACAGGCUGAGUUCGGUGUUGAUGAACCAGCUGCAAGGCGGCGGGAGGAGGAGGAGGCUGCUGCUGGUAGGCACCCUUUUCGGCCCCAGGCGUGGGACCCACGUGCAUUUCGUGUUCCAGAAGGACCCCACUUCAGAACCGGUGUUCUUGGUGGAGUUGGCCACCCCAAUAUCAUCCCUGGUUCGGGAGAUGGCUUCGGGGCAGGUCCGGGUCGCCCUGGAGUGUGACAGGAAGAAGGCGGCAGAGAGCGGCAGCGGGAGGAGGGUAAUAGAUGAGGAGGGUGUUUGGAGGGCAUACUUGAAUGGGAAGAAGUGUGGUUUUGGGAACAGUAGACGAGAAUGCUGGGAAAGGGAGUGGGAGAUUUUGAAGUGCGUGGAGGCUAUCACCACCGGUGCGGGGGUACUGCCACCCAUAAUUGGCGGGGGCGAUGGCGGGGAAGUGAUGUAUAUGAGAGCAAAGUUUGAGAGAGUGGUGGGGUGUAGAGAUUCAGAAGCACUGUACAUGAUGAACCCUGCAGACAGCCAUGCUCCUCCUGAGCUCAGUCUUUACCUUCUCAGAACAGAUGGAUGAUCAUGGAUCGAUCGACCGAGUUUAACUAAUUAACAUGCAUUACCUAAGAGUAAUAUGGAUUAAUGCCAGCCAUAAGUGGCCAUGCAUGUCCAUUGCAUUUUUUGUAUUGUUUUUUGCUUUUAUGUUUUGCAUAUUUCAUUUCCAUGUAGGCAGUACAUGCGAAUCCUUCAUGAAUAAUAAUGGAAGGAAUUGAAGAAGGCCGGCCGUGAUGUUAAUAGCCCCAAAUUCCGUAGUGUGUUGAAAAAAAAAGUAAUUGAACUAUGAUAACCAUUUCACCGAUAGAAAUCCAAAUAAGGACGAAGUCCUUAUUUGGACCAGUUCUAUAUUGGACCAUUUUCAGUAUAUCGGACCAUUUCCCAUAUUUCUAUACAACUGUGUGAAUGAAAUGCCAAGCUGCUGGGUCAAGGCCAUUUAUGCGACCACGGUCAUUUGUGUCUAUUGAUUACGUUUGUGAUAGAUAUUUGGGAUACAUAUUAUGGAGUAGAUUUUUUUGGACUAUUUUAAGUCCCAGACAAGAUCGAUGUGCUCGGAAAACAUCAUAAAUCUAGAUAUGCUCGGAAAAGAAUGUGGUUUUUCGCACUAAGAUGAGUUGCCUGUUGCCGGGAUAUAUGACAUUCACGGUGAGGAGCGACUCUGAAUAUUAUUAUGGUGCAAUAAUUGGUGGCAUGGGUAUAAGAAUCUACACGUUAUGUUUUGGGUUCCACUGACCAAUAACUAUUACCUCUGUCAUCAUUGCAUUUAUGUUUUGGCAGGACUCAUUAUUACCCUCCUCAUAUUUGUGUCCUUUUCAUGUUGGGAUGUCGCGAGAUGAACUUUAUUAGUUUCACCAAAAUUUGACAUUGUCCAGGAAUCUUAAAAUCCCAUAAAUACCUCCAUUUAAAUGCCGUUUCCUAAUCUAUAUUUUCAACUCAUUAAUCA
Cuscuta epithymum is the source of this 1947-nucleotide messenger RNA. The record is from the annotation of a GenBank genome assembly. NCBI's taxonomy places the organism in Eukaryota, Viridiplantae, Streptophyta, Magnoliopsida, Solanales, Convolvulaceae.